Messenger RNA from Owenia fusiformis, 1467 nucleotides. Lineage: Eukaryota; Metazoa; Annelida; Polychaeta; Sabellida; Oweniidae. The record is from the annotation of a GenBank genome assembly.
AGUUAAGUGAAACAGAAAGUGAUGACUGCAACACAGAUGUAUGUCCGAUUGUAAGCACCAUUGUGACAACAAUUGAUGGUACUAGUACUACUCUAGAUGGCGGCUUUUUAUCAACAACAUCUUCAUAUGAAGGUACUAUGACAACUAAAAAUGAUACUAUACCUAUGACUACAAAUGAUGGUGUAACGACGACAACAGAUGAAAGUACAAUAUUGACAACAGAAGAAGCUACUACGACAGCUCCAAAUAAAAUAACAUUAACAGCUACAAAUGAUGGUGUUACGACAGAUGACGUUACAAUGACGACAACAGAUGAAGGAACUAAAAUAACUACAAAUGAAGGUACUACCACAACUACAGAUGGUAGUGCUAUAACAUCAACAGAAAUAAGUGGUUUGACAGCUACGGAUAAUGGUUCUGCGACGUCUACAAAUGAACGUACUUCGACUGCUACAAAUGAAGGUACAGUGACAUCAACAAAUGGAGGUAGUUUGACAACUACAAAUGAAGGUACUGCGACUGCAACAGAUGAAGAUACUCUAUCAACUAAUUCUUCCAAUACAUCUAUUUGUCAGUUUGCCCAAUAUUCCUGCUUGGACACAUCAUCCUGUAUUGAGGAAACCGAGGUAUGCGAUGAUGUUGCAAACUGUCCUGAUGCAGAUGAUGAAGAAGAUUGCGGUGAUAAUUCCCAGAGUAACAGUGGAUUUCUAUUCAACCUUUUUGGUGGUCAGUCGGGGUCAGUGACUGUUGGUUUCUCAAUAUUUCUGUUGAUUGCUUCACUCGCAGUCCAUAAUAUGUGAAGUCCCUCAGGAUAUAUCCUGGUCAACUAAUAGGCCAACGCGCACAAUAUAGCGUUUUGGACAAUGAUAUCAAGAAGGAGCUCAUAAAAUAAACAUCAAUAGAACAAUGGUGUGGGUGAGGAAUUAAAGUAUCCGACCAUGAUGUGAGCCAAUGGUGACUGGUUGAUUCCAACCUAUCUUGGAUUCAAGAUAUCGUCAUCGAGUAUAACGUAUUUGAAAUUAGGAUAAGUUUGAAAGAGUGACAUAAAGAAACACGAAAACAAACAUUAGUGUAUAUCGUAUUAGCCAUUAUGUAACUAUUGUGGUAGAUUCGUUCAGGUCGACCCCAUUUGAUUAGAUGUUUUGGGGACACAGAAUGAAAAUGUGACAAUUUAUAAUUGUCGCCUUGAACUGGUCGGACGAAAUACGACAUACACAUAAGUGAUCCAAUAACUUUUAUGUCUACAGAAACUAGAUGAAUGCAAAAUAUCCAUAAGCGCUAUACCAACAAGAAAUGACUAGUUUUGGUUUUGCGUUGAGUUUAGCUUUAUAUAAUCAAUUCGUAUAUAUAAUGUUGUAAAAUAUUUUUAUCGAGCAGUUGUGUAUACUAAUCUUUGACUUUAAUGCAUGGAUAUUGAUAUUAAAAAUAAAAAAUAUAAUUGGUUCCUAACACCCCAGUUACAUUUCC